Didymodactylos carnosus is the source of this 3783-nucleotide messenger RNA. The record is from the annotation of a GenBank genome assembly. NCBI's taxonomy places the organism in Eukaryota, Metazoa, Rotifera, Eurotatoria, Philodinida, Philodinidae.
AUGAGUGUUCGAUAUUGUGACAUCGAUCCAGAGAACAAGGAACUUCUACCGGUAUCCGGUUAUCUCAGUUCACCACUGGUGUCAUUCGAAAUCUCACUUGAGAAAAUAAUGCCACUCAUCGAUAAUCUACAACGCUAUAUUAAAAUCGCUAUACAGCAGUGUCAUUCGUCUGAUCGUCUAACAAAAGAGGAAUCAGCUGCCUUGUAUUUGUAUACGAUGGAGUGGGGUGAUCGAAGCUUCUAUCGGGUAUUGAACAAUGCCUUACGAGAUGAAAAUCGUGAUACAUUAAAACCAUGGUUUCCGUACUUGAAAUUGCUUGACACUGCCCUUAACAAACUGCCGUCUGAGAAGCUAUCCUUAUGGCGGGGUGUCAAUGCUGACGUAAGCAGAUGCUUUCAACCAGGACAACUACUUACAUGGUGGUCGGUCAAUUCCUGUUCUUCCUCGGUUGAAGUCAUCAAGCACUUUCUAGCGUCUAAUAGUACAUUGUUCCUUAUCAAAGCAUCGAACGGAAAGAACAUUGCAUCAUACACAUCCGAAUACACUUCCGAUGCAAACGAAAAUGAAUUUGUCCUAAUGCCCGGAACAAGACUGGAGGUAGUGAGUAAUGAGCUUGAUCUCUCUAGUGGCUUCCAUACCGUGCAUCUACGCGAAGUAGAUGAUGAUGUCGAAUCAAUGGUUCUGCACAAGAAACUGACUUUAACUGAUGGCGGGAGCCAUGAAGGUCACACACUCAACGAUGUACCACACGGUAAAGGCGUAUGUGUAUCCCCGACCGGUACAGAAUAUAGUGGGGAAUGCCCAGAAGCUAAAAUGCACGGUCGAGGAAACAGCACAUCCGCAAAUGGGGAAACCUACCACGGCGAAUACAAAGAUGGGAAGAAGGACGGUAAAGGGAUUUUCAUCGGGGGCAAAGAUACGGAAUCAUUUGGAGACCGAUAUGAGGGCGAUUACAGACUUGGAGAAAUGCACGGUCGAGGAAUCUACACAUAUGCAAAUGGAGACAAGUACGAUGGUGAAUACAAAGUUGGGAAAAUGCAUGGUCGAGGAAUCUACGAAUAUGCGAAUGGAGACAUGUACGAUGGAGAAUACAAAAUUGGGAAAAUGUACGGUCGAGGAAUUUUUACAUAUGCCAAUGGAAAUAGGUAUGACGGCCAGUACCGAGACGGGAAAAAGGAUGGGAAAGGGAUUUUCAACUGGGGCAAAGAUUCGCAGUCGUUCGGAGAUAGAUAUGUCGGGGAGUGGAAAGAUGACAAAAUGCACGGUCGAGGAUUUUACACUUAUGCAGAUAAAGGCACCUAUGAAGGCGAAUAUAAAGAUGGUAAAAAACACGGUCGAGGAAUCAUGACAUGGGGCAAAGAUACGGAAUCAUUCGGAGAUCGAUAUAAGGGCGAAUAUAAACUUGGGGAAAUGCACGGUCGAGGAAUCUACACAUAUGCAAAUGGAGACAAGUACGAUGGUGAAUACAAAGUUGGGAAAAUGCACGGUCGAGGAAUCUACGAAUAUGCGAAUGGAGACAUGUACGAUGGAGAAUACAAAAUUGGGAAAAUGUACGGUCGAGGAAUUUUUACAUAUGCGAAUGGAAAUAGAUAUGACGGCCAGUAUCGAGACGGGAAAAAGGAUGGGAAAGGAAUUUUCAACUGGGGCAAAGAUUCGCAGUCGUUCGGAGAUAGAUAUGUCGGGGAGUGGAAAGAUGACAAAAUGCACGGUCGAGGAUUUUACACUUAUGCAGAUAAAGGCACCUAUGAAGGCGAAUAUAAAGAUGAUUCGCAGUCGUUCGGAGAUAGAUAUGUCGGGGAGUGGAAAGAUGACAAAAUGCACGGUCGAGGAUUUUACACUUAUGCAGAUAAAGGCACCUAUGAAGGCGAAUAUAAAGAUGGUAAAAAACACGGUCGAGGAAUCAUGACAUGGGGCAAAGAUACUGAAUCAUUCGGAGAUCGAUAUAACGGCGAAUACAAACUUGGGGAAAUGCACGGUCGAGGAAUCUACACAUAUGCAAAUGGAGACAAGUACGAUGGUGAAUACAAAGUUGGGAAAAUGCACGGUCGAGGAAUCUACGAAUAUGCGAAUGGAGACAUGUAUGACGGCGAAUACAAAAUUGGGAAAAUGUACGGUCGAGGAAUUUAUACAUAUGCGAAUGGAGAUAGGUAUGACGGCCAGUACCGAGACGGGAAAAAUGAUGGGAAAGGGAUUUUCAACUGGCGCAAAGAUUCGCAGUCGUUCGGAGAUAGAUAUGUCGGGGAGUGGAAAGAUGACAAAAUGCACGGUCGAGGAUUUUUCACUUAUGCGGAUAAAACCAGCUAUGAAGGCGAAUAUAAAGAUGACCAAAGAGACGGUCGAGGAAUUAUGACAUGGGGCAAAGAUACUGAAUCAUUCGGAGAUCGAUAUAACGGCGAAUAUAAACUUGGGGAAAUGCACGGUCGAGGAAUCUACAUAUAUGCAAAUGGAGACAAGUACGAUGGCGAAUACAAAGUUGGAGAAAUGCACGGUCGAGGAAUCUACGAAUAUGCGCAUGGAGACAUGUACGAUGGAGAAUACAAAAUUGGGAAAAUGUACGGUCGAGGAAUUUUUAUAUAUGCGAAUGGAGAUAGGUAUGACGGCCAGUACCGAGAUGGGAAAAAGGAUGGGAAAGGAAUUUUCAACUGGGGCAAAGAUUCGCAGUCGUUCGGAGAUAGAUAUGUCGGGGAGUGGAAAGAUGACAAAAUGCACGGUCGAGGAUUUUACACUUAUGCAGAUAAAGGCACCUAUGAAGGCGAAUAUAAAGAUGACCAAAGGGACGGUCGAGGAAUUAUGACAUGGGGCAAAGAUACGGAAUCAUUCGGAGAUCGAUAUAACGGCGAAUACAAACUUGGGGAAAUGCACGGUCGAGGAAUCUACAUAUAUGCAAAUGGAGACAAGUACGAUGGUGAAUACAAAGUUGGGAAAAUGCACGGUCGAGGAAUCUACGAAUAUGCGAAUGGGAAUAGGUAUGACGGACAGUACCGAGACGGGAAAAGGGAUGGUGGAGGUAUUUUCACCUGGGGCAGAGAUACGCAUCCGUUCGCGGAUAGAUAUGAGGGCGAGUACAAAGAUGGCAAGAAAAGCGGUCACGGAAUCUACACAUAUGCGAAUGGGAACAGAUAUGAGGGCGAGUGGCAAGAUAACCAAAUGCAUGGUCGAGGAAUCUACACAUGUGUGAAUGGGACUAGGUAUGACGGACAGUACAGAGGUGGAAAAAUGCACGGUGAAGGGAUGUUCUCGUGGGGGAAAGAUACGCACUUGUUCGGAGAUAGUUAUGAGGGGGUGUACAAGGAUGACAAAAGGUGCGGUCACGGAAUCUACACAUAUGCGAAUGGGGACAAGUAUGACGGCGAGUGGCAAGAAGACAAAAUGCAUGGUCGAGGAGUUUACACGUAUGCGAAUGGGAAUAAGUAUGAUGGCGAGUAUAAAGAUGGGAAAAUGCACGGUCGAGGGAUGUUCAUAUUGGGCAAAGAUACGCAAUUGUUUGGAAAUCGAUAUGAGGGCGAGUAUAAAACUGACAAAAGAGACGGUCGAGGAAUUUACACGUUUGCGAAUGGGAACAUGUAUGAUGGGAUGUGGCAUAAUGACAAAAUGCACGGUAGAGGAAUUUAUACCUGGGGGAGGGAUACGGAAUGGUUUGGGGAUGCAUAUGAGGGGGAGUGGGAAGAUAACAUGAUGAACGGUCGAGGAAUUUAUACAAGUGCGAAUGGGACAAGGUAUGAUGUGAACUACAAGAGUGGUGAACGAAUUGCGGAGAAGCGUAUACCAGGUACACGAGUGUGA